AUGAUGAAGAAGAUUGGGGCCUAUGUGCAGUCAACGCCGACAACGUCUGAGGCUGCUCCUGAUCUGGAACCUGAGACCGAUCAGGAAGUGGCGAAUGCAGGCGAUGUGAAGGUUGAGGUCCCGCCAUGUUACCCGCAGAGUUCGCGGUCAAGGCAGAUGAUGAUCGGGGUGCGUUCCUGCGGCUGGCCUCCAGAGUGUACGCUCGGGUGCAUAGCGGGGAAGAACUCUGGGGAACCCUUGGGAAGGGAAGAAGAACCCGCUGGUAAGAGGAAGCCGCCGCAAAAGACCCUCCAAUGGCUUGGUGGGGUUUGGCAGGAUCAAAAGGAAGAACAUGGUGAAGACGGUCAAAGCAGACGUCAAGGCAGACAGAGGAAGAGGACGCAGCCGCAUCGGCAGCGGAGCCGCGCAGACCCCGACGCUAAGAAAAGGAAGACCCUGAACAGUUCCUUCAUGCCCAGUAGUUGCCAUUUUGAGAACGGAGUGGAAGAGAAAUCAGGGUGCUGA
Westerdykella ornata is the source of this 504-nucleotide messenger RNA. RefSeq lists its product as uncharacterized. The record is from RefSeq and is a predicted model, not a curated record. NCBI's taxonomy places the organism in Eukaryota, Fungi, Ascomycota, Dothideomycetes, Pleosporales, Sporormiaceae. Bases 1 to 504 code for a protein of 167 amino acids. The transcript has a single exon.